Messenger RNA from Polyodon spathula (Mississippi paddlefish), 4437 nucleotides. RefSeq names its product alkyldihydroxyacetonephosphate synthase, peroxisomal-like. Bases 29 to 1924 code for a protein of 631 amino acids. NCBI's taxonomy places the organism in Eukaryota, Metazoa, Chordata, Actinopteri, Acipenseriformes, Polyodontidae. The record is from RefSeq and is a predicted model, not a curated record. Gene Ontology annotation, molecular function: alkylglycerone-phosphate synthase activity; FAD binding. The transcript is spliced from 20 exons. Gene Ontology annotation, biological process: lipid biosynthetic process.
CUUUCACUACACACUAUACGGAAGCAGCAUGGCGUCAGGCAGUAACAUCUCCGAACUGCAGCAAAAUGCAAAGGAAAGAUUGAGAAUCAUUUCGGGUCAUUUACAAAAACCUGCAAACAGGGAGCAGCUCCGUGUGUCUGCAAACGAGUGCAAAGCAGAAGCGGCGGAUCGGGGUCUCGAGAAAAUCAGGACCGUCCCUAAAAGAAGGCAGGAGAUUCUGAAAUGGAAUGGCUGGGGAUAUAAUGAUUCCAAAUUCAUAUUUAAUAAGAAAGGUCAAGCUGAAUUUACUGGCAAAAGAUACCGGCUCAGUGGCAUGGUGUUACCUGCCUUGAGAGAAUGGUUUGAAAAAACCUUUGGAGCAAGCCUGGAGCACAAAACACCAGCCAGGUCUGCUCUUAACCCCAGUGAAGUCCCACCACCUAUUCUCAAUGAAGGAUUUGUCCAGGACCUUAAAGGCACUGCCAUUCCGUUCUCUCAUGAAACCGAAGACAGAAUCUUUAGAGCUCACGGGCACUGCUUGCAUGAAGUAUUUGCUCUACGGGAAGGAAAAUUUGAACGAGUCCCAGAUUUGGUGGUGUGGCCAAAUUGUCACAAGGACGUGGAGAAAAUAGUGGAACUGGCUUGCAAACAUAAUGUUUGUGUUAUGCCUUUUGGUGGGGGAACCAGUGUUUCCAACGCCGUGGAGUGCCCUUCAGAUGAGAAGAGGACCAUCCUCUCCUUGGAUACUUCACAAAUGAAUCGAAUCUUGUGGAUUGAUGAGAAGAACCUAACCGCACAUGUGGAAGCAGGCAUUGUUGGACAGGAUCUGGAGAGGCUUCUCAACGAGAGCGGUUACUGCACGGGCCAUGAGCCAGACUCAAUGGAGUUCAGCACGCUCGGGGGCUGGGUGGCCACCAGAGCCUCUGGCAUGAAGAAGAACAUCUACGGAAACAUUGAAGAUCUGGUUGUUCACAUAAGAAUGGUGACACCUAGAGGUGUGAUAGAGAAAAGCUGUCAAGGACCACGGAUGUCUACAGGCCCUGAUAUCUAUCACUUUAUUAUGGGAUCAGAAGGAACGCUGGGUGUUGUUACAGAGGUCACAAUAAAAAUAAGACCGAUUCCAGAAUAUCAGAAGUAUGGCUCAGUGGUCUUUCCCAACUUUGACCAGGGGGUGGCCUGUUUAAGAGAAGUAGCAAAGCAGAGAUGUGCUCCAGCCUCUAUUCGAUUAAUGGACAAUGAACAAUUUCAGUUUGGACAUGCUCUGAAGCCCCAAGUAUCUUCAAUUUUCACUUCGUUUUUGGAUGGGUUGAAAAAAUUCUAUAUUACAAAGUUCAAAGGGUUCGAUCCUAACCGGUUGUGUGUGGCUACCCUAUUGUUUGAAGGGGACAGAGAGAAAGUUCUUCAGCACGAGAAGCAAGUCUAUGAUAUUGCAGCCAAGUUUGGAGGCCUGGCAGCUGGAGAGGAUAAUGGGCAGAGGGGUUACAUGCUGACAUACGUCAUUGCAUACCUUCGGGACCUGGGGAUGGAUUACUAUGUUAUAGGAGAAUCAUUUGAAACCUCUGUACCCUGGGACAGGGUUCUGGACCUGUGCAGCAAUGUAAAAGAGCGAAUAAUAAGAGAAUGCAAAGAAAAAGGAGUCCAGUUUCCUCCACUGUCCACAUGCAGGGUGACACAGACCUACGAUGCAGGCGCUUGUGUUUACUUCUACUUUGCCUUUAAUUACAGAGGACUCAGUGAUCCCAUCCAUGUUUAUGAUCAAAUUGAGCAUGCUGCUCGAGAAGAAAUUCUUGCCAAUGGAGGAAGCCUUUCACAUCAUCAUGGAGUGGGCAAACUGCGGAAGCACUGGCUGCAGGAGACCAUCUCGGAUGUCGGCCUGGGAAUGCUGAGGUCUGUAAAAGAAUACGUGGACCCCAACAACAUUUUUGGAAAUAGAAACCUCCUAUAAGAAGCACUUUUUUCCCUUCUUUUUUCAUUUUACUACGAGAGACGAAAUUGAAAAUAACAUUACUAAAUAAUAAAUAAAUAAAUAAAAGCUUUAUUACACUCCUUAAACAGGAUUUGGAGUACUGAUGCCUUUGUUCAUAGUGUGUAGCUUUGAGCAAAGACAUUGCUAGAAUGCUAAAUCACACAUUAUUCCAUUCUUCUGUUGACAGGCUUUGUGUUUUAUAUACCAAUUUCUAUUACUCUGCAUGGUAAUGGUACUGUAUGUUUGCACUUACACUGCUGCAACAAUCCUCGCUGUCAUGUUUGCUGUUUUUUUUGUUUUGUUUUACUCAAGUUAAUAAAAUACAUGAUAUUAUAAUAUUGACUUGCUCCCUAUGGUGCAUGUCACAUGCAGUCAUUUGUCACAAAAUUUCCUGGCACAGUGGCUUAAAUUAGAACUAAUUAAUAGAUACUGUUGAAUACAAUGCCUACUGAAGAGGCAAACGUAAGCAAUUUGAAUAUAGCUCCUAAAUAUUUAUUUGUAUUGCCAUUGAUGUGAGUUUCUUUAUGAAGUUCAAAUUUUCCAUUUAGUUUUGUAGCCUUGUUUUGAGUGAUUAUCUAAGGAAUUUCAUGAAAGCAAUGGCAGAUGCAGAACCAUUCACUAACGCCCAUUUACAUACUUGUGCCUUUAGUUCCUUAGUCGAUCUCCUUUUCAGCUUCAGCAUGCCCAUUUUAAAUGUCAGUAGUCUGCCGUGAUGGGAAAAGCUUUUUCAUGCUUAAUGGGUGGAGCAGUAAAGGAAGUGCAACACACUAGCCAGUAAGUGCUUAUUGGAAUAGCACUGUGCCUUACAUUGGUCAGUUAUAACCAUAUUUAAGAUUUACUGUCACUUUUUCUUUUGCGACCAGGAUUUUAAACUAGCCUAGUUGCUAUGAUUGGAAUACUGUUCACAAAUGAGUAUAUAUUCUCUAAAAAUUAAAAAUACAUUUAUUUAUUGUUUUACAUAAAAUAAACGCAUACAGUUUCCACUUGAUCGUAGUGUUUUGGUUGUUUUUUUGUUAGCUUUUCUCCAUGACAUCUGAAAUCUGGGUUAAUUGCUUUGUUUAAAGACUUUCAUGUUUCCUUUGGCAGCAGUGUAUGUAAACUGGGCUAUAAUGAGAAAAGGAAUCUAGAUCUGUGUGUACAAAGCAUAUGCAAUUGACCUAAACAGGAGUGGCUCUUUGUUACCAAGGUUAUGAAAAUCAAAAAUCGAACAGUGCAUGUGAGUCUCUCUAGUGUUUCUCAGUCUGGAAACAUGUAUAAUGUCAAGGGUUUUAAAAAAUAUAUUUAAAGUAUGCGCUACUGAAUUGAUCCCCCCUCUUCAUCUUAAAUUGUGAGAUUUAAAAAAAAAUGUAUAUUUUUUUUAUAAUUAAUUUUCUGUGAAGAACCUUAUUGUUUUAUAAGGAAAAUAUUUACCUGCAAAUUGCCUGGAACCUGCAUUGAAUUUUUUGUAAUUAUUAUUUUUUAAUAAUUCUUGCCUCCCGUUUUAGUCUGAAAGUCCACUGCAUUCUCACCAGCACUGUUUAUUUAGAGCGGAACACCUCCUGCAAGUUACAAGUUACCUGGAAAAACAAUUACAGCCAAAUUGCAUUUUGUUUUCAUAUAAUCAAUAUGUAUGGGUUUUUGUGAACAUGUUGGCAGAUGACUGAGAACUACAGAAUCACGAUGCACAUGUCUUUUAAUAGCUGCAACAUGCUAUGUUAGUAAAUUGUAUUUUUCACAUCACUCAAAAAUAUAUAGAAAUGAAUCUUGUCUUUAAAAAAAAAAAAAAUAGUACUGUAUGUACAUCUUGUACCGAUUUUAAAUAUUAUGACUGGUAAUGUAACUAAUACCUGUAUUAUAAAACUAAAUGUGAAGGUCAGAAACUUUAUGAAGUUCAAUAUGUACUUUUGCGAGCAAUAGUUUUGAAUCAAUGUAUUCUUAAUCAUGAACAAGUGCUGGUUAUAAACAAUAAGGAUCUGUAAGAUGGGGAAUCUGCCUGCACGUGACACCCAAAAAUGUAAUAUUUACUGUGAAAGUGGUUUUAAUCUUUACCGGAGCUACUGUAGGGUGUACUUGCAGAAAUGUACUUGUCUCUAGCCACAUUAUUAUUAUUUUUUUUUCUAUGUAUAUGAAUGCCUAAAUACGUGAGCAGUAUUACUCAUUUAUCUUUAUUUGCAAUAUUUUUUUUUAAUUAUAAAACAUACUAAUAUAGUAAAUACUUAAUUAAUGAUCAGUGUCCCUUUCAAAUGAAUAUUGCUCCAUUGAUUUUUUUCUGUUGAGGAGGCAACACAGUACUGACAUUCUUAUGAAGUGUUAUAUAUAUAUAUAAAAUAUGCUACCUACAGUAUGUUAUCCUAGGUAUAUGCAGUUGCAUUUUUAAAGCAGUUUCUGUCAGUAUAUACUGUACACUGGAACUAACAGUGCAAAUGCUGUAAGCAAAUUGGGUAAAGUAAACCUUACAUCUGAUGUGUUGUACGGUUAACACUGUUAAUAAAUUUAGUACUUUCUUUUUCCGA